AUGAUUUUUUUUGUAUUUUUCUUUAGGAAGAUGCGUUUGGUUGUUCUUCUGGCACUGUUGUUGUGCAGUGUCACUAUCUCUCAUGGUUUUGAAGACACAAAUCUUGAAGAUGAUGAUUUUGCCGAGUUUGAGCAGUUUGAAUCUAAUGAUGAUAAUGAUGCCGGUUUCAGCAAAGAAGAGAUUGAUGAUAUACCAAAAGUAAAUGCAAAGAAGGAUGAAUUUGAUACUAACUCGGUGGAAGAUGAUAUUGUUGUGGAGGAUGAAGACAAUGAAUUUGAACAUUUCCAAGAUCCCGAGGAAUUUGAAGGAUUCCAGGAAUCUCCACCCAGGAAUGCAGAACAGCCAAAAAUUACAAUUUCUAAGGUACCAAUAGUAAUGCGUCCUCGCUGGGAUGCCUAUUGGCUUGAAGGUGUGUUGUGUUGUUUAUUAGCAGCAUAUGCUCUUGUAUAUGCUGUUGGUCGCGCCAAGAACACAACCAUCGCUACCAAUUUCCUCAAGCUACAUAGACCGCUGUUGGAAGAUAAUUUUACAUUAGUUGGUGAAUCAGGUUCAGACAUGGUGCCAGAAGACCGCGGCUGGCGCCGGGAGGCAGAGCAUUGUUUCACAAUGUGGUGUUCUGGGCGACAAUGCUGUGAGGGCAUGUUGCUUACACUCAAACUCAUUAAGCGUCAAGACCUAGUAAAUGUUCUUCUUGGCGUAGUUCGACCAAAUCCUGACACGUUACUGAUAAGAGUGGAACUUGGUAAAGAUGAUAACGAUCCCUUCGUGUUAUGUGUGGCUCAGAAGAAGGUUGCCACACGACUGUCGAAGGAAAUGCAAGACUUGAGUAUGUUCUGCCCGGAACGUCGUCCCGGUGACAAACACGGUCUCCCAAGUUCUCUAUCAGUGAUGUCUGAAUGUGCUGAAGCUACAUCCGCCUUGUUGGACGCGCGUGUGGUCGCGGCAUUAACACAGUAUGCCGCUCACGUGCAAUACAUACACGUGUCUGAUAGAUACUGUGGACCGAAACAGAUGGAAGAGACAUCAGUAACAAAGCCUCCAGAGACCGAGCGUGUAUUAUUAGCAAGUCUGUCUCUGAACGGUGAGGGUGGAGGGGAUGAAGUGAGACCUCUCCUGCUGAUGAUCUUCUACAUGCUGGACAGGAUCAAGAGGCUGAGACUCAGCAAGGAGGCAUUAAGUAAAUGUGAGAAGCGGCGUCAAAAGGCAGCGGAGGCGUGGGUGAGGGGGGCGCACGCCGCGAGACAGGAGUCCGCUGCCUUAAGGAGAGAAGAGAAGAGAAAACAGGAGAAGGAGAGAAUAUUGGCGGAAGACGAUCCUGAGAAGCAGCGUCGUUGGGAGCUGAAGGAACAGAAACGUCAGCAGAAACGGAAGACUCCCAAGUUGAAGCAACUCAAAGUGAAAGCUCUUUAA
Molecule: messenger RNA, 1410 nt
Organism: Danaus chrysippus (African queen)
Lineage: Eukaryota; Metazoa; Arthropoda; Insecta; Lepidoptera; Nymphalidae
Source: the annotation of a GenBank genome assembly